Phalacrocorax carbo (great cormorant) is the source of this 3259-nucleotide messenger RNA. The record is from RefSeq and is a predicted model, not a curated record. Lineage: Eukaryota; Metazoa; Chordata; Aves; Suliformes; Phalacrocoracidae.
CGCGCCGGAGCCAGGCCCCGCCCCCGGAAGUGGGAGGUGGCGGCGGCGGGCGGGAGGAAGGCGGAAGUGAGGCGGGUUGAGGGACCCGGGGGGGGGCGGGAGGCGGCGGCGACCCCCCCCCCCCGCCGGCACCGGCACUGGCCCGGCAGGAUGGCCGUGACCUAGGCCCGGCCCGGGGCCGCCGGGAUGGAGCAGCUCCGGCAGCGGGAAGCGACUGCGGCCGAAGGAGGCACCGGACCCGGCUGGAGCUCGGAGCCCCCCGGGAGCAGCAGCCACCCCGCAGGGGACAGCACUGCCUGGAACGGGAGCUGUGGCCGCCCACCCACCCCCGGCCCUGAAGACGAUGGUGACCUGCCCUUCCCGGGCCCCCGGUGCUCCUGCUGCUGCCGGGGGGAGCCGGCCACCCCCCCGAGCCCCGUGGCCGGGCGGCGUGAGGGGUCCUGCAGCCUGACCUGCCGCAACUGGGCCACCACUGCCCCAGCGGUGCCGCAGCCCCGCGGGCGGGAGGAGGGCGAGGAGGAUGAGGAUGGCGUGGGGAAGGGGUGCCGGAGGACACGGAGGCGGCAGAGGCAUCGCUCGGCCCCCAAGGAGAAGGAGGAUGGCAGCCGGCGCGAGAGCGGCGCGGGCAAGCGGCACCGGCCGGUGCGGAAGAGGAGCCGCGGGGACGGGGCUGAGUUGCCGGGGCCGGUGGAGGAGCUGGCCGGCUGCCGGGGGCUGCUGGCGGCGGCGCUGGCCCAGGCCCGCAGGCUGGGCGCGGAGGCCAGCGGGCGGCUGCUCUGCUCCUGCUGCCACCUCAGUGCCCGUGACCUGGGCUGGGUGCAGGCCGGCGUGCGGAGCUGGGGCCGGCGGGUGAGCCAGCGGGCCCGGAGCGGCUCUCUCAAGGCGGCCCGGUGGCUGCGGACCGGGGCAGGGCUCUUCCUCCGCCUGCUCUGGAUGCUUUGCGCACUCCUCCUCCUCCUCCUCAUGCUGCUCCUGGGCAGCCUGCGGCUGUGCUGGCGCCUGGGUGCUGCCGCGCUGGCUGCCGGUGUGGAUCGGCUGGGCAGGAGCCAGCGGGCGGCCCAGCUCCUCGCGCUCCUGGACGUGGCCGUGCUCCGCAGGACGUGGGGGCUUCUCAGGGAGAGCCGGACGUGCCGUUACCUCUGGGACUGGCUGCAGAGGCGGCGAGCUCCCCCCUGGGUGCCCUGGGGGGGCCAGACAGGCGGGCUGGGGGACGCGGUGCCCGGCCCCGAUGCGGGUGCUCCCACCGCCGGCUCUGGGGAGGAGGUGAGCCGCUUGCUGGCCAUGGCGGAGGUGCCCGAGGAGGAGCUGAACCCCUUCCAGGUGCUGGGCGUGGAGGCGACAGCGUCGGACGCCGAGCUGAAGAAGGCCUAUCGCCGGCUGGCGGUGCUGGUCCACCCGGACAAGAACGAGCAUCCGAGGGCAGAGGCAGCAUUCAAGGUGCUGCGGGCGGCCUGGGACAUUGUCAGCAGCCCGGAGAGGAGGAAGGAGUACGAGAUCAAGCGGAUGGCGGAGAGCGAGCUGACGAGGUCCAUGAGCGAGUUCCUGAGCCGGCUGCAGGACGACCUGAAGGAGGCCAUGAACACCAUGAUGUGCAGCAAGUGCCAGGGGAAACACAAGAGGUUCGAGAUGGACCGAGACCCCCUCAGCGCCCGCUACUGCGCCGAGUGCGGCGGGCUGCACCCCGCCGAGGAGGGCGACUUCUGGGCCGAGUCCAGCCUGCUGGGGCUGAAGAUCACCUACUUCGCCAUGAUGGACGGGAAGAUCUACGACAUCACAGAGUGGGCCGGCUGCCAGCGCGUGGGGAUCUCCCCGGACACCCACCGCGUCCCCUACCACAUCUCCUUCGGCUCGCGGAGCGCCGCGCCGGGCGGGCGGCAGAGGAGUGCCUCCAAGGGCAGCCCCACCUCGGCUGCUGACCUGCAGGACUUCUUCACCCGCAUCUUUCAGGGGAGCUCAGGACCGAUGCCUGGGGGGCCCUUCCCACCUCCCCCCUCGCCCCCGGGGGCCGCAGCCCCCCCUGGCGCCCCCCCGAGGGCCGAGGGCGCAGCCCCCAAGGGCGACGCGAAGCACAAGAGGCGGAAGAAGGUGCGUCGGCCGUUCCAGCGCUGAGCAGCGCCGGGCAGACGGGGCUCUGCUGGGCACGAAAAGGGCUCUUUCGAAUAAAAAAAAUUCUAUUUUUCUUUUUUUUUUUUUAAAAAAAGUAAUCUCUAUAUUUAAAAGUAACCAGGGAGCUUGCAGGCUGACGCAGCCAACGCAAGCAGGAGGAGCUCUGUGUUGGAGCCAGCCGUACCAAAGAGCCCGGUGGGGCUGGGCAGGCAGGCGGGGACCAGGACAGACAGACAGACAGGCUGUCAGGUCUCUUCAGGGUUAUUGCAGGCGUUCGGGUGACGCAGCUCGUGGGGAGGCGGCUGCUGGCGCCGCUCUGGAGGGAAGGGAGCUGUGGCCGCCCCCAGUAUCGCAGGGUGCCUUCCUCCCCACGCUGGGGCUGGGGGGUCCCCGCACGGCGGCUCCCCCACCCCGAUGAGCCGCUCCUUCGGGCACAGCCACAGGGCUGAAGCUGCCGGGGAGGCUUGGAGGGGGUCCCACGAGCCCCCCCGCGCUGUGCCUUGUCCCGAGGAGCUGCAGCCAGGCAGCCUCUGCCAGCGCCAUUGCAAUAACUUUUUUUUUUUUAAGCAGAUUGUUCCUUUUCACUCGUACGGAUCUAUUUAUUACCGUGUGCAUCCGCUUUCUAUUAACAUAGCCGUGUAUAUCAGCUGCGCUCCUCCUCCUCACAGCGCUGCCCGGCCGGGGCCCCGCUGUCACCGCCCGGCUCCCCCUGCCCUGGUUUUGCUUUUCCUGCCUCAGCUUUGCUGGAGGGACCCUCGUCCCCUUCCCUCAGCGCUGGGGACGAAGAGCAGCUUAGUAUUUUUUUAAAGAAGCGCUGCUGAAAGCUCGAGCUGCACGGCGAGGGGGUUUUUGCAGAGACGCGAGGGAGCGUCCGGCGCCUCGCCGAGCGAUUGGCGUCUCCCGACCCUCCGAGCCAGGCAGGGACGUGGCGGCUGUGCCCGUCCCUCGCAGGGAGCAACAGCGCUGGGGGGGCUGCACGAGGCUCCCCAGCCCGCGACCGCUCGAGCGGCGCUGAAACGCCCCGAGAACCGCUGCCGUAGGCCACGAUUGCUUUUCACUAACCUUUUUGUACUCCCAGACUGGAGCAGCUGGGUUUUAAAUGGUAGUGUACCUCUUUCUUAUCACUUUUGUUAAAUUAAAAGUGCGGUUUGAA